AUGCACACAAAGCAAACUCAAGUGCAGAAGAGACGCAUUCGCAUUGACUGGUUCAGCAAUGGGACCAAGCAGCGUGAGGAGGGAGCUGUCUAUGUUGAAAUAGGCGGGGUUCCUAAAUGGAGAUUCUUUCCCCUGCUCGAGCAGAGUCCCCUGACUUUCAGCGAUGUAGACGUGAGCACCCUAGUCGACUUCUCCUUAAGGAGAGUCAAGCUGGAAGCCGUGUUGCAAUUCGUGCAGCAGAGGUUGAACAAGAAGCAUCUCGCACUUUCGAGCAAUAGCUUGCAGCACUAUGCGUCCACCAGCGGUAAGGACCCCAGCAAGAAGGUCAGGGCUACUCAUGGGAACACGCCCGAUUGGUAUGCCCUUUUUGCCUGCACUGGACCUGGUUGUGGAACCAAGCUGUUGGUCGGGGGUUUCUUCUCCCAACCCCCUGAGCCAGCAAAGGGACAGAGCCGGCAGCCUCCGACAGGAUUAGACCCCAGGGUUUACGUGUGGGGUUCCCCGACACCGUUUGAGCGGAAGAAAACCGGGAAGGGGGGUAGCUUUCUCUCUGGCCAUGUUCUGCACUGUCUGUGUGAGCACACUCUAGACAAAAAGGGUUUGUCGGCUGCUUAUGGCAGACUCUCUGGUGAAGCGCGACUCAAUGCGAGGGCAGCUGCAAACCGGCCUGCGCACAAUGACCUGCUGUCCGCGGCGAGUCCUGGGAAGGUGGCAGUGGGCAACUUCUCGGGGGCAGUAAGGACCAGGGCGGUGAUCAAUCAGCUUCGGUGGGAGCAGAGACGCGCAGAGAGGCCCUGGGGCUCUGAUCAGUAUGCGGGGCUGAGAAUGGUCAAGGAGGAGCUUAGGGACCAGGAACGGUCCAAGAUCCCCCGCUCGGUGGACCUCUCGAACCGCGUGCUUUGCAUAGUGCAGACAACCAAAGAAGACCCGUUGUCAGGGGUGUUGCUCACGGAGAGCAUGCUCAUAAAGUACCGAGCUCUGCACAGAAACGGCUUUGGGGCGGAUUUCACUGCGGGCAUCAUAAAGAAGACCCUGGUGAAGCUGGCGAAUGGGGACACGGCCAUCAAGCAGAUCCUGGUCUUCGCCAUCGUGGCUGUCAACCCCUAUUCUGGUGAGAAGAAUUAG
Molecule: messenger RNA, 1125 nt
Organism: Klebsormidium nitens
Lineage: Eukaryota; Viridiplantae; Streptophyta; Klebsormidiophyceae; Klebsormidiales; Klebsormidiaceae
Source: the annotation of a GenBank genome assembly